Messenger RNA from Coffea arabica (coffee), 4257 nucleotides. RefSeq lists its product as uncharacterized. The record is from RefSeq and is a predicted model, not a curated record. Gene Ontology annotation, biological process: DNA repair; telomere maintenance. NCBI's taxonomy places the organism in Eukaryota, Viridiplantae, Streptophyta, Magnoliopsida, Gentianales, Rubiaceae. Gene Ontology annotation, molecular function: nucleic acid binding; DNA helicase activity.
AUGCCCAAAGAGAGAACAUUUUCUACAUCCGAUGCUAUAUCAAGGGAAAGUGAGAAACUGAAUGGUGCAAUGUUGAACUAUAGCACCUAUGACAAGAAGCUGGUAAACCCACAUGGUCUCUACAUGCCUUUGCCUAUACCUAGUGAACCAUGGGUUGACAUUUCUAUGCAUUUUAUUCUUGGUUUGCCUAGAACAAAAAAGGGACACGAUUCCAUCUUUGUCAUAGUAGAUAGGUUCUCAAAAAUGGCACACUUCAUUGCUUAUCACAAAACUGAUAAUGCACCAUAUAUUGCUAACCUAUUCUUUAAAGAAGUAGUCCAUUUGCAUGGUGAUGACUUCGAUUUGAAGACAAAUUCUUCUCAAGGGGAGGGCACUGAUGAGGAACCACCAAGACCUCAAGUUGUCACUUCAAGAGGCUCGAGUGAGGAUGAUCUACGUGCACCAUCAGUGAGUCUUGGACCGAUGAUUCGAGCAAGGGCAAGGAAGAUGCGAGAGAACCUCCAAACAUCUAUAUAUCAAACAAAUGAUUAUUCGACAUCUUUUCAACUUCAACAUCCAUCGACCGCAGCCCCAAUUCUCCAUGAUCAUGAUGAAUUGCAUAAUGACUCACCAACUACUGAAGUUCCUAUUACACCUACAUCAUCAGCUAAUGGUCCCGAUGAUAGCUCAUCUGAAGAAUUUGUUCCUGCUACACAAGACAUUGUGCCUACUAACACAGUUGGAGCAGAACAAAUCGAUACUGGUCAUGUCACACACCGUGAUAUUGUGCUUGUCAUUCAAGAUGGAAAUUUAAAAAGAAUCAGUGAGAAACAUCCAUCAUACAUGCCACUUCAAUACCCUUUACUAUUUCCAUAUGGAAUAGACGGAUGGCAUUGUGCAAUAAGAUUUUCACCCUCUGCCAUUAGGAAGAGAGAAUUUGUGUCCAUGCGCGAAUUCUAUGCGUAUCGUAUACAAUUUCGACAAAAUGAAGGUUAUACACUUUUGAAAGGUGCCAAACUAUUUCAACAAUUCAUUGUUGAUUGUUAUGCAGCUAUUGAACACUACAGAUUAAAUUUUAUGAAAACCCAUCAAUCUCUAUUACGUGCUGAUGUAUAUCAAGGUUUAGAAGAUGCUGUACUUGCUGGAGAUACAGAUGCAUCAGCAGUUGGAAGAAGAUUUGUUCUACCAUCUUUAUUUUCGGGUGGAUCCCGAAAUAUGGUACAGCAUUUUCAGGAUGCAAUGGCAAUUUAUAGAACAAUUGGAAAUCCAGAUCUUUUCAUUACAUUUACUUGCAAUCCCAGUUGGCCAGAAAUUAAACAAGAGUUGACAAGAAUAUUGGAACAAAAAGUUGAGGACAGACCCGAUAUUACGGCUCGCGUUUUUCGGAUAAGACAAAAAAAGUUGAUGAAUGUUUUAAAAAAUACCCAACUAUUUGGAAAAGUGCUUGCAGACAUCUCUGUCAUUGAAUUCCAAAAACGUGGUUUACCACAUACUCAUAUCACUCUGACAUUAGCUCCGGAUGAUAAGCCCCUUACUACAGAGCAAAUUGAUGAUAUCAUUUGUGCUGAAAUACCUGACAAAAAUGCUGAUCCACUAGCUUAUGAUACGGUCAUCAGGUGCAUGUUACACGGACCCUGUGGUAAUGCUUAUCCAAAUGCUCCGUGUAUGGUGAACGGAAAGUGCUCUAAACACUAUCCAAAGAAAUUUUGUAGUGAAACCACUAUUGAUGAAGAUGGAUUUGUAUCAUACAGACGUAGAGAUGAUCCAAAUAAGAUGGUAACUAUUAAUGGUUUUACAUUUGACAACAGAUGGGUUGUUUCUUGCAAUCGAGAUUUGAUUGUGAUGUUUGAUGGUCAUAUCAAUGUGACCAAAGUUGCACGUCUAGAAAUCACUAAAUAUCUGUACAAAUACAUGAGUAAGGGGGUUGAUAGAGCAAAUGUUCAGAUUGAGAAUAACGUUGUACUUGCAAAUGAAAGUGGUCAUCGUCGUUACAGAAGCGUUGAUGAGAUUAAACAGUACUUAGAUUGCCGAUAUUUAUCGCCAAUUGAGUCAUGUUGGAAGAUAUUUGAUUUCAAAAUGCAGAGACAGUAUCCAUCCGUGAUUAGAUUUCAGUAUCAUCUUCCUAAUCAUCAAUUUAUUAUAUUUAACGAUGAUAAUUAUCUUUAUGACGUUCUUGAUCGUGAUCACAUACAUGACACGAUGCUGACAAAAUGGUUUGAAAUAAAUCAGAGCCAUAUUCCAGCUAGAAACUUGACGUUUGUGGAGUUUCCGAGUAAGUGGACUUGGAAGUACAAUAAACGUCAAUGGGAGUCCAGAUUGCAAGGUAAGUGUAUCGAAAGGCUACCAUAUGCACAUCCUCAUUCUGGUGAGCGAUACUAUUUGAGAAUGUUGCUGAAUAAAAUUCGUGGUGCACAAAGUUUUGAACAUUUGAGAACUAUUGAUGGAGUUGUGCAUCCAACAUUCAAAGCUGCAUGUGCAACACUUAGUCUUCUGGAUGAUGAUAAUGAGUGGAACGAAGCUUUAGCUGAAGCAUCUUCAUGGGCAUCUGCCAGAAAAUUACGAAGCAUGUAUUGUACAAUACUUAUGCAUUCUGAGGUAACCAACUCGUAUGAUAUAUGGCAGCGUCACUGGAAAAGUAUGACAGAUGAUUUGCAAUAUCAUAUCAGAAGGGAUAUGGGAAACUCUCAAAUACGCAUUGAUGAUGGUGAGUUACAAAAUUUGGGAUUAAUUGAACUCGAACUCAUUUUGAAUAAAAAUGGUCGAUCUUUACGAGAUUUUCCACCAAUGCCAUUGCCGUCAUUUGAAAAUGCUCAGUUUUCCAUGAACAGACUUAUAAGAGAAGAGCUCGAUUACGAUUUUACAUCAGAACAGCAAUUAUUUAAUAAUUUAUAUGCUGGUUUGAAUGAGGAUCAAUUGAAAGCAUAUGAUCUUAUUGUGGAAUCAUACACACGUAAUCACGGAGGACUAUUUUUUGUGUAUGGAAGUGGUGGGAUGGGCAUUGCUGCAAUACUCUUACCGGGUGGAAGAACAGCGCAUUCACACUUCAAAAUUCCUAUUAAUUUGGAUGAGUCAUCAAGUUGUUCAAUCAAUAAAAAUUCUGACUUAGCCAAAUUAAUUAGGGAGACAUCUUUGAUAAUUUGGGACGAAACUCCAAUGGCACAUCGGCACGGUUUUGAAGCGGUGGAUAGAACUUUAAAGGAUAUCUUAAAGUUGAGUGAAAAUGAUUAUGAGGAUCGUAUUUUCGAAGAAAAAUUAGUUGUUUUGGGUGGUAAUUUUCGACAAACAUUACCGAUUGUUUCUAAAGGUAGGAGAGAAGCAACAGUAUCAGCUACAAUAAAAGAGUCAAUGAUUUGGGAUCACUGUAGAGUACUGCAUCUUAAAAUAAAUAUGCGCGUAAUGAAUUUACGUCUUCCUGAAAAUAUGCGUCAGCAAUUGACAGAUUUUGCAAAUUGGUUGCUGUCUGUUGGUGAAGGAAAGGUUUCAGCAAUUUCACUUACUGAAUUUGGGGAAUUAAAUUGGAUUCGGAUGCCGUCGCAAUUUCUCAUAAAAAAUGACAGUCAAUCUUUGAUGUGGUUAAUAGAUUCUGUCUAUCCAAAUUUGAGAAAUUCAUACAAAAAUAGCACUUACCUCAAGGAACGUGCUAUUUUGGCUCCAAAAAAUGGUGAUGUUGACAAGUUGAAUGAUAAGAUGCUAUCAAUGCUUCCUGGUCAAUCACGUACCUACAUGAGUACUGAUACUUUUUGCAAUACUGAAGGUGACAUUGUUAAAAAUAUGAAUCCUCCUGAAAUGUUGCACUCUUUGAAUUUUCCUGGGCUUCCAAAUCAUUUUUUGGAACUUAAAGAAGGAACUCCCAUAAUUCUUUUAAGAAAUCUCAAUCAGUCAGAAGGUCUUUGUAAUGGAACACGACUUGUCGUUACCAGAAUGGGGGAUAAAGUUCUCGAGCCAGAAGUCAUAACAGGAUCUAAUAUUGGAGAUUUAAUACUCAUACCUCGGAUCUCUUUAACACCACAGAGCGCACGGACUCCUUUUCCAAUUAAAAGGAGACAAUUUCCUAUGAAAGUGGCAUUUGCAAUGACUAUCAACAAAAGUCAAGGCCAAACCUUGAAAAAUGUUGGCGUUUACCUUCCUGAACCUGUGUUUUCACAUGGUCAACUUUAUGUUGCUCUGUCCCAUGCUACUUUGCCAGUUGGAUUGAAAAUAUUCAUUGUUAAUAUAGAUAAUGAUCCAUGGGAUUACACAAAAAAUAUUAUGUAUCGUGAGAUUUUUUACUCCCUUUGA